Molecule: messenger RNA, 825 nt
Organism: Zingiber officinale
Lineage: Eukaryota; Viridiplantae; Streptophyta; Magnoliopsida; Zingiberales; Zingiberaceae
Product: RNA polymerase II C-terminal domain phosphatase-like 3
Exons: 5
Coding region: 1-825 (274 amino acids)
Cellular component (GO): nucleus
Molecular function (GO): RNA polymerase II CTD heptapeptide repeat phosphatase activity
Source: RefSeq, a predicted model, not a curated record
AUGAUGCUUGCGUCGGAUGCAAAACCACCCUCUGUUCAUGGCCUCGACCAUGGAGCCCUGGGUGGGUCGCAUGAGACCAGAGGAAUCAGACGCAAGCGCAUCGACAACGAGUCCACCGGAGACGACGACGCUGCAAAAAAACAGAGAGUAGAAUUGCCGAUCUCUACGCCUAAACUGUCCUUGGUUUUGGAUUUAGAUCUCACUCUCUUAAACUCGAUCGAGUUUGAUCGAGUGGCUUCCGCCGAUAAACGACUUCUGAGGAGAAAACUGACGAUGCAGCAAGAGAAGGAUGAUUGUGAUCUUUUCUGCGUCGAUAGUCUUCGAUGUUGGACGAAACUCAGACCCGGAAUCAGAGAAUUCCUCCAUAAGGCGAGAGAAUUGUUUGAUCUACACGUCGUCACUAUGGGGACUCAGCGAUAUGCGGCUGCGAUGGCCGAGUUACUUGAUCCCACUGGCACCUUAUUCUUCGGCAGGAUCAUCUCCAGAGAGGAUGCUAGCAUAGAUGAUCACGGUCUAUUGAUUAAAAAUUUAGAUCAAGUGACUGCUUUUGAGUCCAGCGUGCUGAUUUUGGAUGAUACAGUGAGAGUUUGGCCGCAUAACCAAUGGAAUCUCAUUCUCAUUCAGAGAUACGCCUAUUUUCCUUACACUUGCCAUAAAUACAUGGUGGCGGGAGAUUCGCCACUUUAUACGGGCGUGGACGAUGAUGAUGCUUUAGCAUCCGUCUUAUCGGUGCUACAGAGAGUUCAUGACGACUAUCACUUGGUGCAUCACUAUGCGAGUCACGUCGAUGUCAGGAGCAUACUCGCGAGCACUCUCAGAUCAUAG